This is a messenger RNA of Amaranthus tricolor (Joseph's coat), 1133 nucleotides long. Its product is annotated as protein Iojap, chloroplastic. Gene Ontology annotation, molecular function: ribosomal large subunit binding. The transcript has 5 exons. Gene Ontology annotation, biological process: negative regulation of translation; negative regulation of ribosome biogenesis. Bases 72 to 746 code for a protein of 224 amino acids. The record is from RefSeq and is a predicted model, not a curated record. NCBI's taxonomy places the organism in Eukaryota, Viridiplantae, Streptophyta, Magnoliopsida, Caryophyllales, Amaranthaceae.
CUUAAAUAUAUCGGAUAUGUUUCUUUUGGUUUGGAACAAUAAUCAGCUGAAGAUUAGCAGAAACGGUACUAAUGGCACACAAUCUCAACCUGGUGCAUAUCUCUGCUCCCUUCAAUGGAUUUCAUACCACCAUUCAGAUUUCUUUCAAGUUUCCUCAAUUGGGUUUUCCGGGUUUCAACCAUUCUUCAUCACCAGGAAAUCAAAAUUUUCAUCGUCAUUCAUCCUUCAGGAGUUUGUCUUCCAUGGUUUCUUGCAGAGCAUUUAGCUCAAAUGUAAACGAAGAUACUGAUGAUAUGUUUGACGAUCUCUUUAAAAAACACGGGAAAGUGGUUUUCAAAAGAUCUGAUCAGAAGUCAUCUGGUGCUGAAAUGGAUGAUGAUGCUGAGAGCUUAGCUUUUGCUGUGGCGAUGGCCAAGGUUGCAAACGAGGUGAAGGCUUCAGAUAUCAAGGUUUUGUUCGUUAAACCUCUUGUAUAUUGGACUCGAUUUUUCAUCAUUGCAACAGCAUUUUCUCGUCCUCAACUUGAUGCUAUCAGGACUAAAAUGGCAGAUCUUGCAGAAGAAAAGUUCGGGAAGGUUCCAAAUGGUGACUUAAAACCCAACUCUUGGACACUACUAGAUUUCGGUGAUGUUGUCGUGCACUUAUUUCUUCCUCCGCAAAGAGAAUUCUACAACUUGGAAGAAUUCUACGGAAAUGCAACGUCCAUAGAGUUGCCAUUUGAGGAUGAAAAGCCGUUUAGUCGGUGAAAAGCUCUUGUAUUAAGCAGUAGGCCGGCUCAGCCUUGCCUGACCUGUAAGAUGAUUGUUUUGCAACAGGCGCUAAUCCUGUUGAGGCAUGUACCGGGAAGCAGUAUUUGCCAGACCUAGAUUUAGUUUCGUUUUCAAUCUGUGUCUUGACAUUGUUUCACGGAGAUAGCGGAAUGAAUUUGUUAUGAUCGGUGUUAGACAGAUCGAGUGUUGUUGUAAGGUAAGGAUCAAAAUUGAGUGUUCAUGGCAUAUGUAAGGUAAGGCUUUAGUAAAUCAUAGAUAUAGAUCAAUGGUUUUGCUUUAGUUAUGUUUAUUUAGGAAGAAUUUGUGUAAACAAAAGUGUUUAGUAGAAAAGUUUGGUAUACAAGCUUUGUUUGGUUGUUGGCA